Molecule: messenger RNA, 261 nt
Organism: Mytilinidion resinicola
Lineage: Eukaryota; Fungi; Ascomycota; Dothideomycetes; Mytilinidiales; Mytilinidiaceae
Exons: 2
Coding region: 1-261 (86 amino acids)
Source: RefSeq, a predicted model, not a curated record
AUGGCUGCUCAGCAGAACGGGCCGCUGGGGAAUGUGUUGAAGGAGCCGGAUUUCGCUCGGGCGUUUCAGGAGCUAUCCCGAGGCGAACAAACAGCUACUGCACUCGAGAACUCGCUCGACAAGAUCGAGAGGAUGAUGGACGAGUUUCUGGCCAAAGCUGAAGAGGAGGAGAAGGCCAAACAAGCUAAGACGGGUACCGGAAGCAAAGCGAAGUCACAAACAACCUCCACCGACUCGGACACAGCCAAAGACACGUCCUGA